AUGGCCGCCAGGCCUAUUCUGCUUCGGUUUGAGAGUCGAAACGGCCAGUUCCGUAUCACUGUUAACCCGAGCGAUCUCUUUCCCACUCUUCAACAAAAGAUCCUUGAGAAUCUACCAUCAGAUACCGAACCAGCAUCCCUUACCCUUUCAAAUAAGCCAAUAGGUACGGGUGGGGAAGAGCGAGAGCUACAAGCGCUAAGUGGAGUGCCCAUUGGCCAGGUUGGCUUGAAACAUGGUGAUAAGCUCUUCGUGGGAUAUCAAGACCGCACAGCGCAGCAAAAUGGCCACCCGAACGGACAAGCAACACCCACUGAGCGUCGAUUGAAUGGCACACCGGUGCCUCAAGAACAGACGAUUCCUAUUCGUGCCCAACCCACCUCGCCUACACUCAAUAUCAAGAACCCAUGGGAUGUGGUGAAACAGUCACCGCUUGACGAUUUACUUGACAAGACAGAUGGCAAGAUUAAACGAAACAAAGAUCAACGCAUGUGCAAGCAUGGCCCGAAAGGCAUGUGUGACUAUUGCAUGCCUCUGGAACCAUACGAUGCCAAUUAUCUAUCCGAGAAGAAGAUCAAACAUCUUUCAUUCCACUCCUACUUGCACAAGAUCAACGCAGCCACCAAUAAGCCCGAGAUCAAAAGUUCCUUUAUGCCUCCACUAAGCGAGCCCUUCUAUCGGGUCCGGAAAGAUUGCCCGUCCAGACACCCUUCGUGGCCCGAUGGAAUUUGCACCAAAUGUCAACCCAGUGCCAUCAGUCUACAACCCCAGGAAUUUCGCAUGGUUGAUCACGUUGAGUUCUCAACACCGGACCUGAUCAAUUCAUUAUUGGACUUCUGGCGCAAAUCAGGUUCCCAGCGACUCGGAUUUCUUUACGGAACAUACGAGGAAUACAAGGAAGUGCCGUUGGGUGUCAAGGCUGUUGUUCAGGCAAUCUACGAGCCCCCACAAGUCGGAGAAAUCGACGGCGUCACACUUCAUGAAUGGCAUAAUGAACAAGAGGUGGACGAAGUGGCGCGGAUGUGUGGGCUGCAGAAGGUCGGUGUGAUCUUCACAGAUCUCAUCGAUGCGGGCCAAGGAGAUGGCACUGUGGUCUGCAAGCGUCACAUUGAUUCCUACUUCCUAUCCUCUCUUGAAAUUGCAUUUGCUGCCCGCCUUCAGGCACAAAACCCUAAAGCAACUAAGUGGAGCCGAACUGGACGUUUUGGCUCGGACUUUGUUACCUGCGUUCUUAGUGGCGAUGACACCGGAGCUAUUGCAGUCAGUUCAUACCAGGCCACAGUUUCGGCGACGGAGAUGGUUCGAGCGGAUAUCGUCGAACCAUCUGCAGACCCAUCCGUCAUGUUGGUGCAGUCCGAAGAGGAUGAGGAUGUUGGGAGCAGAACCAGAUACAUCCCCGAGGUUUUCUUCCGUCGAAUCAACGAACAUGGUGCUAGUGUACAAGAAAACGCAAAGCCAAGCUUCCCCGUCGAUUUCUUACUGGUAACACUCACACACGGUUUCCCAACCGAGUCCAACCCUCUUUUCACAACCACCCGUUUCCCCAUCGCCAACCGUGAGAUCAUCGGCGAGAGUCAAGAGUUACGCCAUGUGGCCGAGAAGAUUAUGUCCCCGACCGACCCAGACAGAGCGAUUCAGGGCAUUUCAGACUUUCAUCUCUUGUGCUUCCUGCAUGGACUUUCUACAUUCAGCAAGGAUGAAGAAGGUCUCCUUUGCCGAGUUGCCACAUCCCACUCCCCCGCCGAUGGAAUCCAACUACUGAAUACCCCCGGGUGGGCAACCUUGAUGACGAUUCUUCAAGAGAGUGGUGAGCGCCCCCCCUAA
Penicillium malachiteum is the source of this 1821-nucleotide messenger RNA. It is a transcript of the gene npl4, whose product is annotated as nuclear protein localization protein 4. The transcript is spliced from 4 exons. The record is from RefSeq and is a predicted model, not a curated record. Bases 1 to 1821 code for a protein of 606 amino acids. Lineage: Eukaryota; Fungi; Ascomycota; Eurotiomycetes; Eurotiales; Aspergillaceae. Gene Ontology annotation, cellular component: nucleus. Gene Ontology annotation, biological process: ubiquitin-dependent protein catabolic process. Gene Ontology annotation, molecular function: ubiquitin binding; ubiquitin protein ligase binding.